Molecule: messenger RNA, 1400 nt
Organism: Notolabrus celidotus (New Zealand spotty)
Lineage: Eukaryota; Metazoa; Chordata; Actinopteri; Labriformes; Labridae
Exons: 4
Coding region: 84-989 (301 amino acids)
Source: RefSeq, a predicted model, not a curated record
UUCAUCAGUUUAAGGUUUUGGUGAUACUUUUAUUUCCUGGGUCACACUGUUGUACACCAAUCCUUUGACCUCAGGUAGAACAAAUGAUAUACACUCAUCAUGUUUUACCCUUCAGUGUGGGACACGACAGGGGUGCUCACUACCCCCACUGCUUUCUGCAGAAGUCAUGGAGCUGUGAGCUAUUUCAAUUACGUACUCUACAAACAUCAAGGGGAUAUUUAGAGGAAAGAAAAGCAGUCCUCAUUCACCGUGUGUUAGAGAGGAAGAGGAAACUGAUGCUAAAGGUGACUCCUGUGUUUGUGCAGACCGGAAAGGAUUUACUUCUGGAUGUCAAAGAAGCUGUUACUCUAGGAGAGACUGAUCUUUUAACAUGGUCUGUUAAUAAGACCGAAAAUAUUGCAAGAUUUUAUGCACAUGGGAAAAUAGUUUAUAAGAGUUAUUCAGAAAGGGCUGAAUAUUUUGCUCUAAAUCACUCUCUGCUGUUGAAGAAAGUGGAACAGAGUGAUAGUGGAUACUACAGAGCACAUGUUUCUAGUGAUGCUAACACAGAUGUAGCUGAACACAAGGUCACAGUUCUGGAUCCAGUGUCUCCAGUGAAGCUGACAGUGAACUCCUGCAGCUCAGACUCCUCUAACCUCACAGUGACCUGCAGCACUCAGGACUCUCUCAUCAGCAGGACUUUUACAUGUGACGACCAAACCUGCUCUGAUGAGAGAGGAGAGAGAGCAGAGUUUACCACACCUGGAGCCUCUCUCAAUGUCUACCUGCAGAACAACCCCAUCACCUGUGUCCAUAAGAACGAGGUCAGCUGGACAGAGGACGUUAUAAAGAUUGAAGCUUUUUGUAAGAAGGACCCUGGUCCUCAGAGUUAUUUCAAUAAUAUCUCUGUGUUCACUGUGAAGAUAAUUGUGAUCUCUUCUGGUCUGGUCAUCAUGGUGUGUGCGGUCAUCAGUGUUCACAUCAUAGAGAAUGUCAAGAAGAGGAAAUAAACAUGGAGGACUGUAAAGCUGAAUGUACCCUGUGGAAACUUUGACCACACACAGCACUGUAGAGCAAUCUGUGAUGACACAGUUCCUGUUUGUUCAUAUUGUACAUGUGAGAGUCAGCAGGGGGCGCGGUUCACAUCCCUGUCUCUGACUUCAUGCUGUGCUACUUAAUCAAAUAUAUUUACAUUGCAUUUUUUCAGGCAAGUCUGCUUUUCAUAGAUCCUUCUUGAUUUUUCAAUAAAUAAUCACUCCAUGAGAUUCAUAAAAGAGUUCAUUUUAUUUGUUUGUAAAUCUUUGUGUGGUUUUAUUUACAGUACUGUAACAAAAAGAUGUUUUUCAUUAAUAAUUCCUUUAUUGACAUGUAUCAUGCACCUGUAAUAAUAAUAUAAACAAUAAAUGAAGAGUGACCCAAAA